ACACGAAGACGAGAAAAAAUAAAGAACGAAAAAAAUCGAAAACAUUAUCAUUUCGGUGGCAGAAAUUUGAUACUUUUUGCAAUUUCUCCUCGAGUGUACGGCUGUUCUAUAUUGCCACUGCUAAAUGUGUUAGCUAAUUCGCUACACGGAAAUCUACGUCGAGUGGUGACUGUGCAAGAUUGUGUGGUGCAUUUUGCGUACGUUCAUGUAAACGACACAAAGGAAGAGCGUUCAGCAAAAACAACACAACGGGGGCACUAGCAACUAACCCGCGAGCUAGCAUCCGCUAUGGCCAAUGUACGAAUGUCCCAGCCGGGCACUCCGGCCACCACCCAGCCAAACUACAUGAAAGUAUUCAUCCAGCGGGAUUACAGCGAAGGCACGUCGGUAAAGUUCCAGAACCGUUUCCCCCCGGAGUUGGAGAGUAGGAUCGAUAGACACACUUUUGAGAGCACCAUGAACAAACUGAACGAAUAUUUCGCCGAGGCGGAGAAAGGCUCCUGCAGCACGUACUGCGAGGGCUGUCUGGCCUGUAUCACGGCAUACUUGAUCUACAUUUGCACGGAAACGCACUACGAAAAGUGUCUCCGGAAGGUGUCGAAAUAUAUUGCGAUGCAGAACGAGCGGGUGUACAAUCCAAAGGGACUACAGAUCACGGACCCAGUGUAUCGCGGGCUGCGCGUAAUAGAAAUUUCCAUACUGGACCGGCCGGGGCGUACGUGACUGCCGCUGUCCCAUUCAACGGAGGAGUUUUUCAUGUAGGAAGGUGUCGCCCAUGCGUAGCCCAACGUGUCCUCCGGCGAAUAAGCAGGAAACGCAGCAUUAGCGUGCAGCAAUCGUAUGGAAACUUAAAGAUUAAACAAAACUUCCAAUCGACGAUACAGUGCGGGGCGGGACGGCGUACCCUUGCGGUAUGCAAUCCAGGACUUCCCCUCAUCGGUAGGACCGCGACAGGACAGACACGCCAGACACAAGGACACGUAUACGCAAAACGAACACAUAUUUCAGGUACGACUUCUUCGACUGCCCCAUAGAGACACAUUAUUCCUGUAGAGAACGUCUACGAACUAGACAACGAUACGCUCGAGAAGAUUUUCUGUGCUCAGCGUCAGCGGGACGAACAUGAACAUGUUGAAUAUAUUUA
Molecule: messenger RNA, 1144 nt
Organism: Anopheles merus
Lineage: Eukaryota; Metazoa; Arthropoda; Insecta; Diptera; Culicidae
Product: golgin subfamily A member 7
Exons: 3
Coding region: 289-723 (144 amino acids)
Biological process (GO): peptidyl-L-cysteine S-palmitoylation; protein targeting to membrane
Cellular component (GO): palmitoyltransferase complex
Source: RefSeq, a predicted model, not a curated record